Molecule: messenger RNA, 2060 nt
Organism: Hippopotamus amphibius kiboko
Lineage: Eukaryota; Metazoa; Chordata; Mammalia; Artiodactyla; Hippopotamidae
Gene: SLC10A3
Product: solute carrier family 10 member 3
Exons: 3
Coding region: 391-1824 (477 amino acids)
Biological process (GO): bile acid and bile salt transport
Cellular component (GO): membrane
Molecular function (GO): bile acid:sodium symporter activity
Source: RefSeq, a predicted model, not a curated record
CUCUGACAGAAGGAGGAGAAACCCCUCAGUGGACACGUGGCCGUAUCUGAUCUCUUCCUGCUGUCCCUUCUGGCAACUUCCAUGGGGAGAUGGGACCUGUUCCCUCCCAGAACCACCAUCUUGCCCCUGUGAGCAGAUGACACUCAAGUGCCCUAACCUGCUCUCAUCGGGCCUGCUUCUUUGGCAUCCCUGGGUAGUCCUUCAGCGCUUUCAUCCCAGUUGUGGUACUGCUGCAGCUGCGUCUCAAAGCAGGAACAGCUCUGCUAUCAAGACAGGCAGCACAGGGCCAGGCCUUUCCCAUGGACCCUCUUCAGGACAACCCGACGGCAGCAGCAGGGCUGCUCUCCUAAGCUGUGGGGGGCCUGGGCUCCCCAUCCUUCGGGAGGAGCCAUGGUGUUUAGGAGCAGCGAGGGCAGCUCCCUGAAGUGGCAUGGCCCGGGAGGGGGCGGUGCUUGCACAGGCCCCCUAGGCAUGCUCAGAGCCACCCUGCUGCUUGUCAGCCUGCUGUGGGGGGCCCGGGGAACAGCCAGUGCCAAUCUCAGCACAGCUGCGGGCCGCACCGUGCCCCUGACGGGGGGCCGCUACCUGAGCAUUGGGGAUGGCUCCGUGAUGGAGUUUGAGUUCCCAGAAGAGAGCGAGGGCAUCAUCGUCAUCUCAAGCCGGUACCCGGGCCAGGGCAACAGGACAGGGCCCAGCCCCGUGCUCAGGGUCACCUCCCUGGACACAGAGGUGCUGACCAUCAAGAAUGUGAGCGCCAUAGCCUGGGGCAGUGGGGGUGGCUUUGUGGCGAGCAUCCACUCAGGCGUGCCUGGGAUAGCCCCACUCCACAUCCAGCUCGUGGACCCCCAUGAGGCCCCGCCCACACUGCUGGAGGAGCGGAGAGAUUUCUGCAUCAAGGUCUCAGCUGCUGAAGACGGCCGCGCCACCCUCGGCGCUGAGCUGCUCCAUUUCUCAGAGAGCCCCAUCCUCUACUUGCUCCUGCCUCUUAUCUUCGUCAACAAGUGUUCAUUUGGGUGCAAAGUGGAGCUCGGGGUUCUGAAGGGGCUCCUGCACAGCCCCCAGCCCAUGCUGCUGGGCCUCCUGGGCCAAUUUCUGGUCAUGCCCUUCUAUGCUUUUCUGAUGGCAAAGGUCUUCAUGCUGCCCAAGGCCCUGGCCCUGGGCCUCAUCAUCACUUGCUCCUCGCCCGGCGGUGGGGGGAGCUACCUCUUCAGCCUCCUCCUUGGAGGGGACGUCACCCUGGCCAUCUCCAUGACUUUCAUCUCGACAGUGGCUGCCACCGGGUUCCUGCCUCUGUCCUCAGCCAUCUACAGCCGCCUGCUCAGCAUCCACGAAACACUCCACGUGCCCAUUUCCAAGAUCCUGGGGACCCUGCUGUUCAUCGCCAUCCCCAUAGCAGCAGGCGUGGUGAUCAAGUCCAAGCUCCCCAAGUUCUCACAGCUACUGCUGCAAGUCAUCAAGCCCUUCAGCUUCGUGCUGCUCCUGGGUGGCCUCUUCCUGGCCUACCACAUGGGAGUUUUCAUCCUGGCGGGUGUCAGGCUGCCCAUUGUGUUGGUGGGCCUCACGGUGCCCCUGGUUGGCCUCCUGGUGGGCUACUGCCUGGCCACGUGCCUGAAGCUGCCAGUGGCCCAGCGGCGGACCGUCAGCAUCGAGGUGGGGGUGCAGAACAGCCUGCUGGCUUUGGCCAUGCUGCAGCUGUCCCUCCGCCGCCUUCAGGCUGACUAUGCCUCCCAGGCUCCUUUCAUUGUGGCGCUGAGCGGCACCUCGGAGAUGUUGGCCUUAGUUAUUGGCCACUUCAUCUAUAGCAGCGUGUGCGCAGUUCCCUGAGGCCCCAGGUCAAGCUUUUGCCACUCCUAGCUCCCAGCCUAUACCCACUGUCCCCACAGUUCUUGUGUACCAAAGGCCUUUAGUUCUCAUGCACUAUGCACUCAGAAAAAUCCAGGCUUAUUUUUUUUACUCGUUUUUUAUUCUCCAGCUUUCAGUGCCAAAGAGGCCAUGCUGAGUUCGGUAUGUGGGCACUGCCCAGAAAAUAUAUUUCAAUAAAAGAGAAAAGCGAGCUUGGG